AUGUUGGCAGUCUUCCUUGCCUUAACCGCAUUUCAUAGCCAGUUAUCCGGUAAACAUGUUUGUGUCCGAAUAGAUAAUAUGACUGCAGUGGCUGAUAUAGGGAAGAUGGGUACAAGCCAUUCUCGAAAACGAAAUGCUUUAACUCGGAAUAUUUGGGAUUGGUGCGUACAGCACAAUGUGUUUCUAACAACAGCACAUAUUGCUGGCAAAGACAACACUAUUGCUGAUGCCGAAUCUAGAAAAUCACGAAAGGAUCUUGAAUGGUCCCUAAAUACAAAUAUAUUUGAAAAUGGUAUUGGCCAGCUUGGUGUGAAGCCAACAAUUGAUGUAUUUGCUUCGCGAUUAAAUUAUAAAAUCAAGCCAUUUAUAUCUUAUCAGCCUGACCCAGAAGCUGAAAUAAUAAACGCGUUCACAGUUUCCUGGCAACCUUAUUUAUUCUAUGCAUUUCCUCCCUUUAGUUUAAUUACACUGGUUCUCCAGAAAAUUCAGGAGGAACACAGUACGGGGGUAAUUGUAGUCCCGCAAUGGCCAACACAACCUUGGUGGCCAGUUCUAAUGCGAAUGAUAGUGCAACAGCCCUUAAUUCUACCUCGGACAAAACAAACUCUACUUUUACCGACCAACCCAGAUUUGCUACAUCCUCUACAUCAAAAAUUAACCCUACUGAUGUGUCACCUCUCUGGCGACCCUUCGAAAAUAAAGGCCUUUCACGCCAAGCUUUGUCCCUCAUCAUGUCAUCCUGGAGACAAAGCACGCAACAGCAAUACGUCCCGUAUAUCCGUAAGUGGGAGCAGUACUGUAGUGGCCGGGAAAUUGAUAACAUUUCAGCUACUGUAG
This is a messenger RNA of Paramuricea clavata, 837 nucleotides long. The record is from the annotation of a GenBank genome assembly. Lineage: Eukaryota; Metazoa; Cnidaria; Anthozoa; Malacalcyonacea; Plexauridae.